GUCAGUUGACAUCGUCGACUUCAGCGAGGCGCGCCGGAGGCGACACGCAGACGGUUUUUUUUUUUUUUUUUUUGGGAGAACUUUGAUAAUUUUCCCCACUUCGUCGAAAAGGGAUAAUAGCGCGAACGUACAUUAAUAUUACUAACAUUAGUUGCAAAAACAUGCUGGAUGCCUGGUUUUAUCAUUGGUUCUUCUUUACUUGGUGGUCCGUUAGAACUGCCAGCUGGAUUAUUUUUUGCAGCGCUGCUUGCUGACCAAAAUUAAGUUACUUAAUCUUUCCCGGGAUUUAAGAUCCAACGAUAUUUCAUUGGACCAGUUUGUAAAACGAAGUUAAAUCGUCGUUUGAAUCAUUCUGAUGCUCAGCUAGCUAGACUACAGCUAGUCAGCCGGGGCUCGCUGCGCCCAAGCCGGGCGAAGAUUGACGCGGCACGGUGUCACCCAACUGAAGAGGAUCGAGCUUAUUAGGCGACAAUGCUUGAAAUAAUGUCCGAACACCAAGAUUCAUUACUGAAAUGCAAAGCAGAGACUCCGCCAUCAGGGAGGAAAAAGAGGACAGUGGAGGACUUCAACAAGUUUUGCAGUUUUGUUCUUGCGUAUGCUGGUUACAUCCCUUCUCCAAAAGAGGAAAGGCCAUGGUCACCAGCAUCCUCCAGUUCUCCAAACAGCUCUGGUGCUUCAGGUGAAGGCAGCGUUUUAGGUGGAGCGAGUUCUAACAUGGCUCCCAACUGGAGUCACGGCACGUCGGACUUGCACACCAUCCAUACCUUUGUUCGCAAGGCUCGUGCCAAUAAGAGCAACAAGAGCAUGAGGCGGCUGUCAUCUGACAGCACCAUAAUGGGUAAAAUGUGUUUAAAAGACAAUUUCUAUGAGGGUCAGGUGGCCAGCAAAGCUGAGCGCAAAAAGGACAAGAAGCUGAAGCGACUUUCUCUAGGUUCAGGCGCUGGUGAUGGCAGCAGCGUUGGCGAGAAGCGUGCAAGGAUCAAGCGUAGUAAAAAUCCCAAACAGUCCAAAGCCCUUAAGAAGCUUAAGAGCUCGGCCCACAGCGAGACAGACUCCGAGAAUGGUCUCGGGCAUGGAGAGGAGCUUUUGGACCAGGGAGCAGCGGCUGAGCGCAGACUACAGGCCCAGGUGAAAGAAGAAAAGGAGGAAGCCACCAGAGAGGCAGAUAUGAGUUCCAGUGAAGGCGAGACUUGGAUAGCGGAUGAAGACAUAAUGGUAGAGUCAGGGGAUGAUUCAUGGGACUUGAUCACCUGUUACUGCGGUAAACCCUUUGCAGGACGGCCCAUGAUUGAAUGUAGUCAGUGCAGUGUGUGGGUGCACCUCUCUUGCGCCAAAAUUAAGAAGUCUAACGUCCCUGACAUAUUUAACUGCCACAAAUGCAGAGACUCUCGACGGUCAAGUCAUAAGAAAGACACUUAGAUGAGGGGUGUUCAUUCCCUCAAUGCGCUGAAUGUUCCCAGUUCUCCAGUUUUUGUAUCCAAAACAAUUUUUAGUUUCAAAAUCCAUUUUGUUCCUCUCUUUCUUUGCAGUUCUAGUUUUGGCGACCAGUUACUCCUUACAUGCUUAACAGUCAAUAGUCUCCAUUGCAGAGUUCACUGAGAAAUAAUGUUUGAAUCGAUCACUUACCUCCUGAGUUGGUAAUUGAUCUUGGCUCAUUUGUAACUAUUCCACAGAUAUGUACACUAUUCUUUGUCACACAAAAUUGUAAUUUGUUUAAAGUAAGCAGCUUACAUAUUUAGUAAGUGGCACAAUUUUCUUUUGGAGAAGUUGGAGAAGCCACACUACAUUUUCACAGAUGUAUACUAUAUUGGUUACUUUGGAGAGAGUCUAUUUAAAAGUGUAAAAAAAAAAAAGACCUACGAAAUACAGAAAAAAUGUUGUCAUGAUUUUGCCAAAAAGCUGCUAUGAGAGAUUGUUGACACUGCUGUUACUAGAAAAUGCAUUAUUUCUUGGUGAACCGGGCAGUUGAUCUUUUUUCACUGGGAUAGAUUCCAUUGUUUGAAGACUAAUAGAUAAUUCAUAAUAAUUUCCUGUAGGUGACAUAAGACCAUUUGAUUACAACCUCUUAAUUUGAUAUUUAUGUAAGAAAUCGCACCCAAAUGGACUUGACCAGUCAGCUAACAUGUAUUAGAUUUUCAGAUAUAGCGCUAUACGAGUCAUUUAAGCAGGGAUUGCAUUUAGUUGCAAUUAUUGAUAUCAAACAUCUAAUUCUACUGGUAAUAUAUAGUAUAUUAACUCAUGUACUUUGUCGAAGAAGCUAUCAAUACUGUUUGGUCUUUAAUUACUUGCACAACAUAGUUUUUUUGUUUAGUUUUUUUUUUUUCUCAAUGUGUUCCAAUUUUUGGAAGAUUUCAGUUUAAAAAGAUGUAAAUGCUAGUUUUAGGAGCUUUGCUGAAGCUUUCCUCGAAUGAAAUGGUUGUAAUUAUUGAUUUCAAGAAGUGUUUGGGGGUUUUAAACUCUGAGAACUGGUGACGAUGACACAUUUAUGCUACAAGCUCUUUCUUUUGAAAUAGUUUGGAGACUAUUGUUUGAGUUUUUUUCCUUUGUGGUUUAUUUGUGAAGCAAGGGGGAUUGGAAAUCCCCAAAAGCCAGACUUCUCUCGCUUCAUGUUUCACACAUAUCACAGAUUUUGAGAAGUGUACAUAUCUGAAAGUGAAGAGAAAAGCAAAGCAAAUGGUUUAUUUUAUUUUUAUUUUUUUGCAUCUGAUAUUGUUUUCUUUAACUACCUGGAGAAAUAAAACUUUUCUUUAUCGGG
Messenger RNA from Cyprinus carpio (common carp), 2755 nucleotides. Its product is annotated as PHD finger protein 23B-like. The record is from RefSeq and is a predicted model, not a curated record. Lineage: Eukaryota; Metazoa; Chordata; Actinopteri; Cypriniformes; Cyprinidae. Gene Ontology annotation, biological process: negative regulation of autophagosome assembly; negative regulation of autophagosome maturation; positive regulation of protein ubiquitination.